AUGUUUUUCUAUCCGGGAGCACAACCACUGUCGACGCCUUCUUCGGCGUCCACUCCCACCGCCCCCACAGGGGCUGGCACAGCAACGGGUGGUGACGAUAUGCCGCGUCAUUAUGUGGGACCUGCUCGUGGGCCUCCAGCUGUUCCUACAAGCAUGGGCGCAGAACCUACUUUAUCCACGCCCAUGCGUCACAGCCUCAGUGAAAAUACGCUGGAUGGUGCUUCCAUGUCGCCGACUUUGCUCUGGCAGAUGCAAAUGGGCCAUGCGGUGAACCUCUCCUCUUCCCUGGGCUCGCGGCCUGUACUCGCACCGCCGUCCAGUGAUAGCAAGCGCCGACGCAUGUCGGCAUCACAGUUCACUUCACCUAUACAUAUGCCUCCCACGGCUGGCCAUGAUCCCCAUCAUGGUUCACCAUUUGGGGGUAUGGUGCCGCAUGCGACGCCCCAUCACCCUGGUGCUAUAUUCUACCCUCCCUCCAUGGUGUCGCUUAGCACCCCGGAUUCGCCAUCAUCUUCUCCUACUAUGGAUCCAUCCAUGCGUGGCUUGUCCAUCACCCCAAGUAACAAUCUGUCGCCACUUGCCCACCGUACAUUGCGUGCUGCGUCGACUAGCGCCGCAUCACCCUCGGGCGGUAUGCAUCCCAGUGCGUUGCCGACGUCAUCGAUUCAUGAAAGUCCUGUGAUGAGAAGGGCGAACAGCUACAACAGCGUGGGCUCACCAUGGACUCAUCCUGAAAAUCUGUACAUGUUCAAUAUGGCUCAAAACUUGUCACCCACAACGGCACCUGCACCGAUGGCCCCACCCAUGUCUGCGCCAGUACAAAUGCAGCGACACUUCAGUUCGCCGCAACCUCGCACAGUUCGUGAGCGUGCCAGCAGGCAGUCAUCGACAGACGUGUGGCCGGAUGAUGUCGAGGUGGCAUUCUGGGAGGCAUUACGCCUGAUUCCCAAGCUAGGACGUCGCAAAGUCCUCGUGCAUGGUAAACCUUGCGGUCGCAAUGAACUGAUUGCUGAUUACAUCGAACGAAAGACGGGCAAGACACGCUCGCGGAAGCAGGUAUCAAGUCACAUUCAAGUGCUCAAGAAUGUCAAGCGCAACGACAUGGAAUUUCAGCAACUCAUAUCGGAGCCGACAAGCGAAGAGGACUAUUAUACGCCGGCUGGUGGUAUGAUGUAUUCUCAUGCGUUGUCCGAGUACAGCGUUGGACUGCUUGGUUUCUCGCUCGCUUCGUCCGAGUCAGCCGCCUCGCCCAUGACAUCGACCAUAUCGCCGGCUUUAUCGAGUCCGCUGCCUUACACGCACUCGCCAAUGCAAUCACCUGCUUCUGGCAUGAUUUCCAAAGCGCUCGACAAUCUGCAUGUAUCUCAUUCGCCUUGUGCAAACGAUAUUCGUUCGUUGUCGCCACGUGGGCCAACGGUCACGUCCUCGUUUCUGUCGACAUCGAGCUUGGCACAGCGGCCAUCACGGGCCACACAAACACUCUCGAGCUUGCAGCCCAUGCCAGUGCUGAUACCAACUGCCUUCUCCAUGUGGACAUAUUCGACCAAGACAGACGAGCGGCAUACAUACUCGAAGCUCGAUGCGCUGGCUAUGUCUCGAACCCUGCAUUCUGGCGGGGAGAUCUCGAUUAUGCCCUGCAAUGACGCAGCCAUGACCUCGUUCCGGUUUCCUCAACUUGCUGAUAUGUACAAGCGCAUGGACUGCCCCUUUGUGCACGUCCAUGUACCCAUGUCUCUGCCUCGCUCAGACGCCUCAAAUGCCCAGUUUGAUCGCAUGGGUGUUGCGCUGUCAAUGGCUAGCACAAAGGACACACCAUUGACAUCCGUCUUGUCGAUUUACUCUCAUGGGAAAUGCAUAUUGUCCAUGGCUGACCGUCUCGAGGCGCCACGUGUGCUUGCUCGUGCGCGCUCCGAUUCGACUCGGUCUUCAGCACAGCCUGCCGAUAACACACAGCCACCUUCGCCAGAAAGUUCACCAAAGAAGCAAUCUUCAGCGUUUUCUGAUUCUGACGCAGGUUUUUCAUGGGCGUAUCAAGUGCCGUUCGCGACAGACUUUUGGGCCGACUUUUUGAGUCGGAACCACCCUGUGCACAUAUACGGCUCGGACGGCAUGGUGCCCGUCGCAUCGUACUGCAAGGAGCCCAGCGAGCGUGCUUCGGUGGGUAUGGCUUUAAUUGGCCUGGCAUUUGUCCAAGAGUUUGUGAUUCCCCGCAGCGACGUGGCCACGUCUGUUCCCCACGUGCCGCUGACGUCUGAGAGCCCGGGGGCUCAGCUUGGUAAUAUUAUUGGCGUCGUGGCUUGGGACUUUGAGUGCGUGGAGUCGCUAGGUCGCGAGCCAGGCACGCCAGUGGUCUCCGUUGUAGGUCCCGACACUCGUGCCAACGUGCCCAACACACCCCAGAAACCGACACUGCACCGUGGACCAACUUCCUCCCUGCAUGCAAGGAACGACGCACCGGGCGCAAAGAAGGGGCUUUUGGGCCUACAGAUACAUGAGCCGGCCUCUGAGGCGGAGCCACUGUCCGUCUCGACUUCGCAAGACGCAACAAACACGGAAGCUUCUUGCAUUUCGGCGCCGACUGUGCCUGAUCCCGCUCUGUUGCGGCCCAAUACACCACCACAGCCAUUGCCAACAUUGAUUCGAACUCAGGCGUCACCGCAAACAGAAACGAAUCCAGUGAAGGUCGAGAACAAGUCGGAUGCGAUAACGCCAAAAUCUCGCUCGACGAGCACUUCCGCUCUCUCAUCCUCUGGCCCGAUGGCCUCAUUGCAGGUCUUGGAUCGAAGUCUGUCAUCAGGCACUGAUACUAUUUCCAUGACAGCUUCCCUUUCUGCAUCACCGACAACCAUGUCGCCGUACGAUGCUGAUGCACCUCUAACGUCUCUGUCAGUGCGUCCACCAAACUUGGACAUAUCUGAUGCGUUUCGACAAAAGGACGGUUUGCCAGACGGUAUGACCACAACGCUGUCUCCAGCGGCGUCGCACACCGAUUUGCUAAGCAACCACCAUAUGUCAUCAUCACCAUCAUCUCUGCUCACGCCAACACGCUCGCUCACUACAUCUUCUCUACCAGUGCCACUUCGCUCGCAUUCCAUGAGCGUGCUGGACGACCAAGCACUCCGCCAUCAUAUACAAGAUCAGCAUGUCACAACUCAGUCCCUCUCUCCACCUGCAUCUUCACCCUCGCUUCUGCCUGAUGCCAUUCCAUCAUACUUGGACCCGACCGACGUGGGUGGACGUCUGGGCCUUUCCGCGCAUGUGCAAUGGAAUACCCAACAGGACUUGAUGGAUGCCUUUCUUAACAGCUCCAUGAUGGAGCCGUCUGGUGUGCCUCCAUGUUAA
Messenger RNA from Malassezia restricta, 3342 nucleotides. RefSeq names its product transcriptional enhancer factor. The transcript has a single exon. Gene Ontology annotation, biological process: regulation of transcription by RNA polymerase II. The record is from RefSeq and is a predicted model, not a curated record. Gene Ontology annotation, cellular component: transcription regulator complex. Lineage: Eukaryota; Fungi; Basidiomycota; Malasseziomycetes; Malasseziales; Malasseziaceae. Gene Ontology annotation, molecular function: RNA polymerase II cis-regulatory region sequence-specific DNA binding; DNA-binding transcription factor activity, RNA polymerase II-specific. The coding region runs from base 1 to 3342 and encodes 1113 amino acids.